Molecule: messenger RNA, 618 nt
Organism: Priceomyces carsonii
Lineage: Eukaryota; Fungi; Ascomycota; Pichiomycetes; Serinales; Debaryomycetaceae
Exons: 1
Coding region: 1-618 (205 amino acids)
Source: RefSeq, a predicted model, not a curated record
AUGAAUCGGUGGAAAUUAGUCCUUGGUGUUUCUUCAAUUCCUUCUAUAUCGUUUAUUGCAUGGAACUUGUAUUUGACUAAGCAAUGUCCUGAAGUAGAACCGGGAGAAAUGCCUGCUGACAUGCGGAUAAUGUCCGUUAUCAAAAGCAAUACAAAUCCUAAUGUUAGUGUUCCAUAUUGCGAUAUAUUCAAAAUUAAGUUACAAAAGAGUAACUUUUUAGAUGUAAGCAAAAGUUUCUUUGAUAGAAAAGCUUUAGAAUUUGAUGAUAAUGGUGCCUUUAAAAUAUUUGGUAAUACUUCUUUAACAGAUUCUAAAAAAAAAACUCAGAGUACGGUUUGGCGAUGGAAAUGGAGUGAUGAUCAUCUAGUGAAAUUUUUUGAAAAGUUAGCUAGCUGGGGGUAUCCUUUUAGAUUAAUGAAUGGGGGAUAUCAUGAAUUGUAUGUGGAAACUGAUUCAAAGGAAGAUGCAAUUGAAGUUUAUUUUGCCAAUGCCCAUGAAUAUGCUGAUCUAGGGGACUCCAAAAUUUUACCAAAGUGGGUAAGAAGCUUGCAUCGCGUGUACGCCAGGUAUUUGCUUUCAUCUGCAUUCGAAGAUAUGCCUAAACUUACGUCUGACUAA